UCCCUGCAGAUAGGUUACUGUAUGGAACAGGACUAGCCGUGUCUAGAAAUGGAGGAGCUCAAAAACAGAUCAGUGAAAAGAGAUGGAAGGCACAGGGAUACAUGGGAUCCUUUCCAAUUAAAUCCUAUUGGUGCAGAAAAAGAGCAAAAAAGAAGAUGCUUCAUUUUAGCCCAGCAUCUGGUGGCUGUGAUUGUCGGGCUCUUUGUCCUUUUCUGCUUAGUUAUCAGCAAGGGAUCGUUGCUUGUUAUCUCCAUUUUUGCAAGUCCAAGUUCUCUGAGUCAAAGGGACCAACCAUUUUAUAUCCUCAUGCUGGCAUUCUGCUUGAUAAUACCGAAUGUCCUCAUUUUCCUGAAGUCCCUCUGGAAGUGUGCGUUCAAGAACUUUGUCUCCCCAAACAUGAGGACAAUGGGAUUGGUGUUGCUAAUUGAAGCCUUUGUUUCACUAGGAACAUCUCUACUUGUGAUAGUAGUCAUGCCUCACUUUGAUGUCCUGACGAACCUUUUUAUCUCUGGAAGUGUUUGCUUUCUUCCAUCACUUUUACAAGUCGUCUUCCAAUUACAGAAAGAGAACUGGAAAAUUGUGUUCCCGGCUUGUUCCGUCGUACUUGUGCUGAUAGGCUACGUUCUCUUAGGAGUAGAUUUUUACAUUAGAAAAACGUCUUAUGUGGCUAAUGAUCAAAAUAUAUAUUAUCAUUAUGUAGGGAUUGCAAUUUUUUCAUCCAUAUUAAUUUCCUUCAAUUGGUGGGAGAACUCCCUACAGGCUAUCGAUAAAAUGAAGGACAAGCUGGCAGAAUUAGAUAGUUUCCGAGACUUUAUGAUGAUAAUCUCCAGUCUCCUGAGGACAGCUGUUGUUGGUGUGGUGUUUGCUGUUUAUUACCAAAUUGCUUAUGAUGGAGUAUGGUCUUACUUCAGCAAUAUUAACAGUGACACACUCAAUAUAGGGGUUGGGCUGUUUUUCUUACAAGCUUUUUCCUCUGCUAUCGGACAUUGGUUUGGGGUGGUGGCUUGUAAGAUUCACGCAAUCAGAGGCAGCUUUGCUCUGCCUGUUGUCUUGACAACACCCGCUGUACUCAUUUCGGCUGUGGUUAUUUUUCUAACAAAGUUUGAAGAAAUGGACAGAAGGCUGGAAAUAGCAAAUUUCACAAUAUCGACAUUUUGCAGAAAGCUAAAAGCAGAACGAAACAUCACUACACUAGAUGAAAUUUCCAACAGCAUUUGCAGAACCCCAGUGCAUAACUAUUAUGAGAUCUGGCCCAUCAGCGUGCUCGGGGUGGAAGGAUUGUGUUGGUGGAUGGCGCUGUUGUGUGGUACCUACUAUGUCUGGAGCCUGAAAGUCCAGCGAAUUGAAAGAACAUCGCAGAUAUUUGUUCGCAGGCUGUACGAGUCAGCCUUUCUGGAUCAGUCACUUCUCCUCAACACCAAGAUGAGAGCUGUCAAAACCAGAAAUCAGGAAAGUCAAGAUGAAAUUGAAAGCUGUGUGAUAUACCUUUGUGCAACUAUGUGGCAUGAAACAUAUGAUGAAAUGCUGAAGAUCCUUACAUCAAUGUUUAGAUUGGACAGAUACAGAGGAGAUCCAAAAGAGGAACAUAAGGAUAAUUUUGACUUUGAAUGCCAUAUAUUUGUGGAUGAUUCAUUUCAGAAAGACAAGGAAACCAAGUUUGUAAACACAUAUGUGAAUGACUUAAUGCAUGUGAUAAUAGAAGUGUUCAGGGUAUUCACAAACAAAGAGCCCGAUGACGUGUCUAUCAUUGAAACUCCAUAUGGGGGAAGACUGAUGUUUGUACUUCCAGAGGGAAACAUGCUAUAUAUUCACCUUAAAGAUAAAGAGCUGAUCCGUAACAAGAAGAGAUGGUCACAGAUAAUGUAUAUGUACUAUCUGCUUGGUUGGAAAGGCUAUAUUUCAAAGAAUCCUUCAAAAAUAAAGAGAAAUGACAACCCCUGUCGUGCAAGCCUUAUAUCCUUGGAUGGAGAAAGUUUCCUUUUGCCAGGUUGUGAUAAUGACAACAAGCGAAAAUUCAUCUCGGAUGAGAAUGUAUACGUCAUGGCAUUGGAUGGGGACACAGACUUCCACCCCUCUGCCUUAAUCUUGCUGGUAGAUCGUCUUAGGAUGUACCCUAACGUAGGAGCAGCCUGUGGAAGAAUUCAUCCCACGGGAAUGGGACCAAUGGUGUGGUAUCAAAAGUUCAAGUAUGCCGUGGGGCACUGGCUCCAGAAAACAGCUGAGCAUGUGUUUGGAUCUGUGCUCUGCAGUCCAGGGUGCUUCAGUCUGUUCCGAGGAUCAGCAAUAAUGGAUGAUAAUGUCAUUAAGAGAUACACCACCAAGGCAACAAGGGCAAGCGAAUACGUUCAAUAUGAUCAAGGUGAGGACCGCUGGCUGUGCACACUGCUGCUGCAGCAGGGCUGGAGAGUGGAGUACAACGCUGCCUCAGAUGCCUACACCAACGCCCCCCAGGAGUUCAAAGAGUUCUACAACCAGAGGCGCCGCUGGGGGCCCUCCACCCUGGCAAACACACUUGAUCUCCUACACAGUGGAAAAGAAACCUCCAAAAAGAAUACCUCCAUUUCCAUGCUGUACAUUUUCUAUCAGAUCUUCACUGUGGGCUCGUCAAUUCUGGGACCUGCCUCUGUCUGCCUCAUGAUAGCAGGUGCGUUCACAUUUGUGUUUGGAAUGGAGGGAACCCUGGCCAUCAUCUUAGCUGUCAUCCCUCCUGUAGUGUAUUUAAUCUUGUGCUUCACAACCAAGCCUGACUUCCAGAUCAGCGUGGCAGCCGUUCUGAGUGUCAUGUACGCCUUUCUGAUGACAGCCUCUUUCUUUUCGAUUAUAGGUGAAAUGGUGGAAGAAAAGACAUUUAUCACACCAACAGGUAUAUUUCUUGUUUCCAUGAGCAUCUUGUAUUUUGUAACAGCCAUUCUCCAUCCCCAGGAGUUCUCAAUGAUAAUCUAUGGGCUGAUGUACGUCAUCUGCAUUCCAAGUGGUUACCUCUUGCUGGCAAUAUAUUCAUUCGUCAACAUGCACAUCGUGUCCUGGGGAACCCGGGAGUCUAAUCGGGACAAGGAGGAAGGGAAAUCCGUCGGGGUUCUUUGUGACAGGACAUGCAGUCUGUGCUGCUGGGAUCUGCAAUUAAAAGUUGAGACUGCAGGAGGCAAGCCAGUAUAG
Messenger RNA from Lepisosteus oculatus (spotted gar), 3156 nucleotides. The record is from RefSeq and is a predicted model, not a curated record. NCBI's taxonomy places the organism in Eukaryota, Metazoa, Chordata, Actinopteri, Semionotiformes, Lepisosteidae.